Molecule: messenger RNA, 829 nt
Organism: Monomorium pharaonis (pharaoh ant)
Lineage: Eukaryota; Metazoa; Arthropoda; Insecta; Hymenoptera; Formicidae
Gene: Cpr49Ah
Product: endocuticle structural glycoprotein ABD-4
Exons: 4
Coding region: 110-649 (179 amino acids)
Cellular component (GO): chitin-based extracellular matrix
Molecular function (GO): structural constituent of chitin-based larval cuticle
Source: RefSeq, a predicted model, not a curated record
UCGCAGUCGAUCUCGUUCGUUUGCGACUAUCUCCGUGCGUUUGCCAUACUCCCGUAGCACAUUCACGUCUAUCCGUUUUGUUGACGAGGUGCACAUCUAUCGAGUCAGGAUGAAAUACGUGGCGUUAGCAGUGAUUCUGGGAUUGGCAGUGGCGCAAGAUUCAAAUUAUCAUCGCAACUACCAGCAGGAUGAUGGACAACAUCAGGCUGAUAUCAGACGACCAACAAGCACUACGCCCAUUCCAAUCUUGCACUGGAACAAGCAGCAGGAACACGAUGGGACUUACAAAAUAGGUUACGAAACGGGCAACAAUAUCAUCGCCGAGGAAAGCGGCUACAUUAAGACCAUUGGCGAAGGUGAAGACCGGGCGGAGGCGAUCGUGCAGCAAGGCACCUUCUCGUACACGAGUCCCGAGGGACAGCUGAUCACCAUUCACUACACCGCCGACGAGACCGGCUUUCACGCGCAGGGCGAUCACAUUCCCACGCCACCGCCCGUUAGCGCGGAGAUCCAGAAAGGCCUCGACCUCAUCUAUGCGGGUAUUCGUCAGCAAGAGGAGGAAGAUGCUCGCGCAGCAGCCCAAAAACCACAACAGCCACUGAGCCAGCAAGUCGACAGGCGAGACGAUUACAACAGAAAGUACCAAUAGUGAGCCCCUCCCCCUCUCCCUCCCGUCGAUGUUUCAGCGAUAUAGCGUAUUCGCAGCACUGUAUACCGUUAUUAAGAAAUAGCAAUUAAGUUGUUAAGUUACUUUACUCCCAUCGCGCCCCAAAUACACUUGUCUUCAUUCUAUGUACAUUUGUAGUAAGAAAUAUCGCUUGUAUGGUAA